GGUUGCAAGACCCAUUGGAGAAUUCAGGAGCAAUGCUGACUAUCAGUACCAACUGUUGCGGUGUAAUGUAGACUUGUUAAAGAUAAUUCCGCUAGGACUGACUUUUAUGAAUGAGCAAGGAGAAUACCCACCAGGAACUUCAACUUGGCAGUUUAACUUUAAAUUUAAUUUGACGGAGGACAUGUAUGCCCAAGACUCUAUAGAGCUGCUCACAACAUCUGGUAUCCAGUUUAAAAAAUAUGAGGAGGAAGGAAUUGAGACCCAGUACUUUGCAGAACUUCUUAUGACAUCAGGAGUAGUCCUCUGUGAAGGGGUCAAAUGGUUAUCAUUUCAUAGUGGUUAUGACUUUGGCUACUUAAUCAAAAUCCUGACCAACUCUAACUUGCCUGAAGAAGAACUUGAUUUCUUUGAGAUCCUUCGAUUGUUUUUUCCUGUCAUUUAUGAUGUGAAGUACCUCAUGAAGAGCUGCAAAAAUCUCAAAGGUGGUUUACAGGAAGUUGCUGAACAGUUAGAGCUGGAACGGAUAGGACCACAGCAUCAGGCAGGAUCUGACUCAUUGCUCACAGGAAUGGCCUUUUUCAAAAUGAGAGAAAUGUUCUUUGAAGAUCAUAUUGAUGAUGCCAAAUAUUGUGGUCAUUUGUAUGGGCUUGGUUCUGGUUCAUCCUAUGUACAGAAUGGCACAGGGAAUGCAUAUGAAGAGGAAGCCAGCAAGCAGUCAUGACAUGAAAUAGUUCUUUUAUUUUUAUUUUAUUUGAGAUACAC
Messenger RNA from Cervus elaphus (red deer), 762 nucleotides. RefSeq names its product CCR4-NOT transcription complex subunit 7-like. The record is from RefSeq and is a predicted model, not a curated record. Gene Ontology annotation, molecular function: poly(A)-specific ribonuclease activity; nucleic acid binding. The transcript has a single exon. Lineage: Eukaryota; Metazoa; Chordata; Mammalia; Artiodactyla; Cervidae. Bases 107 to 721 code for a protein of 204 amino acids. Gene Ontology annotation, cellular component: CCR4-NOT core complex; CCR4-NOT complex; P-body.